UGUGUGUCUCUUGAAUUUCAGCAGAAAGUCAAAAAUGUCUUCCACUGUACUUUGUGCUGUUAUUUUGCUGGCCUCGACCUUGACAUUUAGUGCUGCUCAAUCAAGCUGCAGAGGACGAUGUGGUGCUGAGUACUACAGGGGCUACAUGUGCCAGUGUGAUUAUAACUGCCUGCUUUAUGGAGAGUGCUGUAAAGACUUUGAAGCUAAAUGCACCACAAAAAACUCAUGUAAAGGACGGUGUGGAGAAACCUUCAAAAGAGGUCGUCUGUGUAGCUGCGAUGCUGACUGCAUAAAGUACAAGCAAUGUUGUGCAGACUACGAGGCACACUGUGAUGCAGAAGUAAUCGCCAAAGAAGAAAUCAGUGAAGAAGCCAGUACUACAGCACCAGUGAAGACUUAUUCAUGCCAAAAAGUAAAUGAUAACAAACCCAAAGAGCCAACUCUGAAUGAAGCAACAGAGCAGACUUCUACAUACAGCGAGGAAAACAAUGCAGAUGACCAUUCAAUUCCACUGAUCAGUCCAACAUCAUAUCCACAAGAUGAUCUCAGUGAUGAUGAACUUUCCAACAAUGGAGUGGGGGAUCCUAAGACAAGUCCAAUCCCAGAGAGCACCAGUGGUGAUGGAUUGUCUAUAGCAGACCUGCUGGAUCCGUUUCCUAAUAAACCCAAACAGGAUCCAGACACUCUGGAGUCCAGUACAGACAUAACUGAAAUAACAAAGGAUAAUAACAACCCCUCCACCCUUUCCCCCACCAUUGGAGAAGCCCUCACUGAAAGCACAGAUGCCAACGAUCCUGCCAGCUCAUCCGAUGCAGGAACAACUCUCCCUCAGCCCACAACAGCAGUUGACCAUGUCUCCAGCCAGCCUGCUUCAACAUCCGUACCCCAAACAGGGAAUUCUCCUACAGCUAACACUCCAGAGAUUGACAUUAUAACAGAGGCGCAGUCUAAAGAUGAUAUUUUCCCUGAGGCACAAAAUACAGAUCCCUCUGAUAAGCCAGAGGUUAUAACCACAGAUGCUGUGACUUCAGUAUCCACAGGACCAACACAGGGCUCCUCCACAGUCCUGGAAAACACUGAGGUCACCACGAUCUCUGCCUCAACAACUCUGCAUCCAACACCCACCCCAACCAUCUCAAACCCUAAACCAGAUGACACUGAGAUCAAAGCAGAGGAUGUCACAACUCAACCUCUAACCCCAGACCUUAAAGAUCCUUCCAUCAGUGUUUCUCCUGCAGGGAACUUGUCAGAACCCGAUGCCCUGACGACCCACAUCCCUACAUCCACAAAGCCAGUGCAGGAUGAUGUUACACCAGGAGUGACCACUACUGAUCCACCAAAUGUCACCACAGACCCUACCAAACCCACAACAUCCGAAGCCACCUCAAAACCCCAGGACCUCAAACCUAAGCCAUACAAGCCACCGCCAGCUGAACCAACUGCUGCUAAACCAACUGCUGCUAAACCCAGCUCCAAACCUGAGCCAUACAAGCCACUGCCAUCUGAACCAGCUGUGGCUAAACCCAAACCUGAGACCAAACCUCUGUACACUGAACAAACUCUCAACAGAGAGGAACCUAGAGACUUCCAAGCAGAUGACAACAGUGAUACAAAUCUGUGUAGUGGGCGGCCGGUCAGUGCAGUCACUACGCUGAGGAACGGCACUAUCGUGGUUUUCAGAGGGCACUACUUCUGGUUCCUGGACAGAAACAGGGUUCCCGGUCCAGCUCGUGAAAUCACACAAGUGUGGGGUAUCCCUUCCCCCAUUGACACUGUGUUCACCCGCUGCAACUGCCAGGGCAAAACAUACAUUUUCAAGGGAGGCCAGUUUUGGAGAUUUGAAAAUGAUGUUUUGGACACUGGAUAUCCAAAAGUUGUUCAAACAGGCUUCGCUGGGCUUCGUGGCCACAUCACAGCUGCUCUGUCUGUGCCUCAAUACCAGAACAGGAGAGAGUCAGUUUACUUCUUCAAGAGAGGUGGAUUGGUCCAGAAAUAUUCAUACCAGCUUGGCACCAGUCCGACAUGUAGCAGAAAACCUCAGUUCAGCAUUUCCACAGUCCGCCACCGAAUCGCUCGACAAGCAGUGUCUCCUCUAGGGCCAACCAUCAACAUCCAGACAUCUUGGAGAGGUUUCCCUUCCAUGAUCACGGCUGCCGUGUCCGUACCAAGCAACAGAGAACCGGAGGGAUACAAAUACUACGUCUUCUCAAGAUCCAAAUCCUACAAUGUGAGGAUGGAUGCUGAACACCCUGUCAUUGCUGCUCCUGCAGCCAACACGACACCUCAGAGCAACAGUUUCUUCAAAUGCCCAAAGAAAGUCUGAAAAUCGAGUUUGUUCCUCAUAGUUUAUUACAUCAUUCAUAAAACACACUGCUUCAGCACAAGCUGAUUACAAAAGGUACUUUACAAGCACAAUAAAAACAAAAGCAAAACAAAAAACAACAGGCUUCAGAACAUGUGAUCAUUAUCGAGGCUGAAAACAGAAUCUGAACAGUCUGAUUAUAAAAUGUGUUUGACGGAAAUGACGAGUUCUUCAGUCGUGGUUGUCAAGUUCUCAUUAGUGCUUCAUCUCGCGAAUCGUCUUCCAUCUAUACCUCGAGAAGGAAAUCCUUGACCUGUUGAGAUAAAAAUGUUUUUUGGUUUUUAAGAUAAGCCUGCUAUACUGAUGUAAAAAUUCUGUAUUCUGUAUAAAAUAUGUAUGUAAAAGUUUCCUGUUUUUUCCUGUGCUGAAUUAUAAUCUGCCAACGUAUAUUAAAUGGUAAACUGGGAAUACAAAUGAAGCCAGUGCUUUGCAUGACUGUCAUAAUUCAGAAAAUGUGAGUUGUGAACAUAGAUUCAUAUAGAGCUGCCGUUGUCCUGCCAUUAAUAUGCAAUGUUAGUAGAUUAACAUAGACAAAGAUCUGUUUGAGUUGAUUAGUACUGUUUUUCAGGCAUGCAACAACUUUCAACAAUAAUAUUAUUUAAAGAGCAGUAAUAUUUUAGAAUCCUUCAUUUAUCUAUAUAUUGUAACGUGUUUUUACAAAUCUGAAACAUCAAGCUGGAAAUCUAUAAUUCCAUUGUGAUUUAUAAUAAAUAUAGCAGUACUGUUUCAUCAAAGGUCUGUGUGGAGGCUGUUUAUUGGACAUUGCAAACCUCUAAAAAAAAAAAAAAAA
Larimichthys crocea (large yellow croaker) is the source of this 3152-nucleotide messenger RNA. It is a transcript of the gene prg4b, whose product is annotated as proteoglycan 4b. The coding region runs from base 35 to 2323 and encodes 762 amino acids. The transcript is spliced from 14 exons. Lineage: Eukaryota; Metazoa; Chordata; Actinopteri; Sciaenidae. The record is from RefSeq and is a predicted model, not a curated record. Gene Ontology annotation, biological process: immune response. Gene Ontology annotation, molecular function: scavenger receptor activity; polysaccharide binding.